Messenger RNA from Helianthus annuus (common sunflower), 705 nucleotides. RefSeq lists its product as uncharacterized. The coding region runs from base 1 to 705 and encodes 234 amino acids. The transcript has a single exon. NCBI's taxonomy places the organism in Eukaryota, Viridiplantae, Streptophyta, Magnoliopsida, Asterales, Asteraceae. The record is from RefSeq and is a predicted model, not a curated record.
AUGAUUGUAGAUGAGACACUCGAAAAUACGGUGGUUAGAAACCCUGAUAUAGUUGCAGAGCUGAAUGCUCUUCUUGCGGAGAUCGCGGCGGUUGUGUUGUCCGAUAGAACGGAUUCGUGGAGGUGGCUAGGCGAAAACUCGGGCAGUUUCUCCGUUAGCUCGGCUCGCCGGCAUUUGGAAAGAAGGUUGGUGAAUGAUAACAGUUUUGUGCUAGAGUGGUGCAAAUGGAUCCCAAUAAAAUGUGACGUUUUUUCGUGGAGAGCGGAAAUGGGCAGAAUUCCCACCGCGGAUGCUUUACGAAUGAGAGGGAUUUCGGUUGGUGAUGGCUUGUGCCCUCUUUGCCGGUCGGAGGAGGAGACUUCUGUCCACCUGUUCACUUCUUGUCUGGUUGCUUCGGUUCUAUGGCAGAAGGUGAGUUCCUGGUGCCGUAUGCCCCCUAUUUUCGCUUUCUCGGUCCGUGACUUGCUGGAUGUUCACAAAACUGGUUCUCACAAGGCUGAAGCAAAGAAGAGGAUUCAGGGCAUCAUUCGGGUAGCCUGUUGGAGUAUUUGGUUGGCGCGUAACAAUGCUAUUUUUUCGGGAAAAGAGGUUAAGGUAGAAGAGAUAUUUAGCGAUGUUAGAUCUUUGGGAUUUUUAUGGUAUAAACAUAGAAUCAGGAACAACCCGAUCUCGUGGUCGGAUUGGUGUAAUUUUGUAAUUAUUUAG